AUGCGGAACUAUGCCGCAUCGAACCUCUAUGACUUCUCACCAGGUAUCGCAAGGCCUACAGUUGACGACAAUGCAAGAUUUGAGAUCAAGCCGAUAAUGUUACAAAUGAUCCAGAAUGUCGGCCAGUUUGGAGGAAUGCAGGGUGAAGACCCGCAUGCCUAUCUUACAAGCUUUGUGGAGAAAUGUAACACAUUCUUGAUUCUAGGCGUGACGCUGGAAGGGAUUCGUUUGUCUCUAUUCCCUUACACUCUUCGAGACGAGGCUAAGAAAUUGACCUAUUCGCUUGAACCUAAUGAGAUAGUAUCAUGGGACCAACUGGUUGAACGAGCCACCCAAGAAAUUGCGGAUGCCUCUAUAAUUGUGGCUUCAUGGACAAGACAUACACAGAGGCUAAGUUAUGGGAGCUGGAAUGUCAAAAAAAAGGAAGACAGAAGAGGCAAUAAGACCAAAAGAUAUGGUGAGCUCAUUAGCCGCUCAGAUGGCGUGGUUACAUCUCUUCUUCAAACCAUGGUGAUCAACCAGAGCGCGUUGAAUAGAAAUGUUGCACAACUGAACACAAUGAUGCAAGUUGCGGUGCAUAAGGGAAACCCUCUCGGAUUCCAUCAACAACCUCAAGGUCAUCAGCCACAUCAAAGCCGAAACCAGUAUAACCACGACCAAGCGUCAAGUUCCAAUGCAUUGUCAUCUCUAGAAGCAUUCCUCAAGGAGUACAUUCAGAAGAAUGAUGCAUUGAUUCAAUCGCAAGCUACCUCAAUACGUAUUGUAGAACUCCAAGUGGGACAGUUCGCUAAUGGUUUGAAAACAAGGCAGCCAGGAUCCUUACCAAGCAACUUCGAAGCUCCGUGA
Molecule: messenger RNA, 846 nt
Organism: Benincasa hispida (wax gourd)
Lineage: Eukaryota; Viridiplantae; Streptophyta; Magnoliopsida; Cucurbitales; Cucurbitaceae
Source: RefSeq, a predicted model, not a curated record